This is a messenger RNA of Penicillium verhagenii, 1173 nucleotides long. Its product is annotated as cellulase. NCBI's taxonomy places the organism in Eukaryota, Fungi, Ascomycota, Eurotiomycetes, Eurotiales, Aspergillaceae. The coding region runs from base 1 to 1173 and encodes 390 amino acids. Gene Ontology annotation, molecular function: glucan exo-1,3-beta-glucosidase activity. The record is from RefSeq and is a predicted model, not a curated record. The transcript has a single exon. Gene Ontology annotation, biological process: glucan catabolic process. Gene Ontology annotation, cellular component: cell surface; extracellular region.
AUGAGAGCCAUACACUCCAUCAUAUUGCAACCCCUGCUAGCAGGCCUUGCUCUUUGUCGUCCUGCCGCGUCAACCAGUUACCUCGAUUGGACGACCUUCAGUGCUGUCGGUGCCAACUUAGGUGGUUGGCUUGAGCAGGAAUCAACCAUUGACACUAAUUGGUGGGCCCAGUACUCUGGAGGUGCUGUGGACGAAUGGGGUCUUUGUGCCUAUCAGGGCACACUAUGUGGACCGAUCCUGGAACGCCGAUAUGCCACUUGGAUCACCACCGCCGACAUUGACAUCCUAGGUGCGGCUGGCGUGAACGUCCUGCGCAUCCCAACUACAUAUGCGGCUUGGGUUUAUGUCCCCGGAUCACAGUUGUAUCAUGGCAACCAACAAUCCUUCCUUUCCAGCAUUUCCUCGUAUGCUAUCAACAAGUAUGGCAUGCACAUCAUUAUCGAUAUCCACUCGCUUCCCGGUGGCGUGAAUGGCUUCCCUUUUGGCGAGGCCGAAGGACAUUACGGCUGGUUCAACAAUCAAACUGCUCUCAAAUAUUCCUUGGAAGCUGUUGAUGCGGCCAUUUCUUUCAUCCAGAAUUCGAACUUUCCAGAGUCGUAUACUUUGGAGCCUAUAAAUGAGCCUGUCGACGUUGAAGAUCUGUCUCUGUUCGGAACACCAUAUUGCCUUACCGAUAAUGGUGCCACAUACUUGGCAAACUAUAUCCAUGAAGUGAUCGCCAAGGUUGAGGCUGUGAACAGUGGCAUCCCAGUGAUGUUCCAAGGCAGUUUCAAGGGUGAAGCAUAUUGGUCUUCCAAUUUCACCGCCGGAACAAAUCUGGUAUUUGACAUUCACAAUUAUUAUUUUGAAGGUCGAGCAGCGAGUUCUAGCAAUGUGACGGGACUUAUCUGCACAGAUGCCAUUAGCUCUGCUGGAGACGGAAAGUUCCCGACAUUUGUGGGCGAGUGGUCCAUCCAGACCGAAAUCGCCAACACACUAGCGUCGCGUGCGAAAAUACUUGAGACUGGCCUUGCUGCAUGGAAAAAGUAUACUCGGGGUAGCGCUUAUUGGACCGCGAAGUUCACAGGGAAUGCCACAGUGGAUGGAGAGGGGACCCAGGCGGAUUAUUGGAAUUACGAGACAUUCAUCGACUUAGGAUACACGAAUUCAGAAUCCGCAGCUGUGUCCUGCUAG